Molecule: messenger RNA, 3354 nt
Organism: Electrophorus electricus (electric eel)
Lineage: Eukaryota; Metazoa; Chordata; Actinopteri; Gymnotiformes; Gymnotidae
Gene: slc16a3b
Product: solute carrier family 16 member 3b
Biological process (GO): transmembrane transport; monocarboxylic acid transport
Cellular component (GO): basolateral plasma membrane
Molecular function (GO): lactate:proton symporter activity
Source: RefSeq, a predicted model, not a curated record
AUAUCAGCAACAACCUCUGUCAUGGACAUACAUCACGUAUGCUAUUUUAAGAUGAGAAUAGCGUCAAGAAAAAUAGAAGUGUUUGGCGGGGUAUGUAGGUCAGGGUAAUCGUACAGGUCCGCCUUAAUCUCGUCACGGAAAGUUGUAGUCUACAUACAUACUUCUGGUAUUUCUAUGGUUUUAAAGUCAAAUUUGAUUUCAAUAACGAAAUAUUUAUUACCCAGAUACCCUCAAAGUGUGAAAAAUCGAAACAGCUAACUGUAACUGCUUAAUCAAAAACGGUGAAAGGCACUGCAUUUGCUGCUUGGGCUAUAGUGUACGACUGUCAUGCUGAAAUGGCCGACUCUUGAGGCUGUGGGCCAGUGUGACAACCUCUGAAGUAUUUGAGCUUACACAACACUGCCCUGUCAGUAUUCAUAGACAGCUUGUAUAAUAAUAGGUAGGCUGAUAUCACGCAACAUUUUUUUCUGGUGAUAUUACAAUACACACAAAUCUGGACUUUUUUUUUUAAACUGUGAGAAUAAUAACAUCAGGUUGGACCAACAUCACCAUUUUCCCAGACAGUUGCAGUGUUCAUGAAUGGUGAGACAUUCCCCCAACCACACACACAUACGUGCAUGCAUGUGCACACAUGAACAUAUAAACACACAUAUUCAAGAUGUAAAAUAACAUCUUUAACACCUCACCAGUCCAAUAAAUAACUAGAGAAUUUCCUAGAGAAUGCAGAAUUAGUUCAAGAACAAUGACUGUUUUAUAAUUAUGGAAUUAGUUAUCUUGCUCAAAGGAACAUAUCUUAGGAAAUGUCAUGGUCCUAAUUUAUGACUAAGGUUUUAGCAGUGCGGAGGGAGGGGUUAAGAGGGUUUAUCCAGUGGUGUGCCACCACAUGCCCGCCUCCAGAACUCCCACAUGAGAUUGAGGGAUGAUGAGAGUUCCUCUUACAUGUGGACAGACACCUAGGAGCAGCUGGGUACUGGGAGGGGACAAGACUUACUGUUACGUGCUGGAUCACACACUGGAUCAACACUAAUCCUAGUGACCUGAACAGAACAUCAUGGGAGGCGUUGCACUGGACGAUGGACCCAGCGGUGUGAAGGCCCCGGAUGGCGGGUGGGGUUGGGCUGUGCUCUUCGGCUGUUUUGUCAUCACUGGGUUCUCCUAUGCCUUCCCCAAGGCUGUCAGUGUCUUCUUUAAGGAGCUGAUCAGAGAAUUCGGUGUGGGCUACAGUGACACGGCCUGGAUCUCCUCUAUUCUGUUAGCAAUGCUCUACGGCUCAGGGCCCCUGUGUAGUGUCUUAGUAAAUCGCUUUGGGUGUCGUCCUGUGAUGAUGGUGGGUGGCCUCUUUGCAUCCGCCGGCAUGAUCUUGGCAUCCUUCGCCACCAACAUUAUUCACAUCUACCUAAGCACAGGCGUGAUCACUGGUUUGGGUCUUGCGCUGAACUUCCAGCCCUCCCUCAUCAUGCUGAACCGAUACUUCAGUGAGAAAAGGCCUCUAGCCAAUGGGCUUGCGGCAGCUGGGAGCCCUGUUGCACUGUGCUGUUUGUCUCCACUGGGCCAAGCUCUUCAGUACUUGUAUGGCUGGCGCGGUGGUUUCCUCAUCCUGGGAGGCAUGCUCCUUAACUGCUGCGUAUGUGGUGCCCUCAUGAGGCCCUUGAUGGCACCGAAGAAGACUGAGGAGGACCAGGAAGCACCAAAGACGGAGGACGAGAAACCAAAGCGUAAGCUGCUGGACUUCAGUGUCUUUAAAGACAGAGGAUUUCUCAUCUACACUAUAGCAGCAGCUAUUAUGGUGUUGGGUCUGUUUGUGCCACCAGUGUUUGUCGUCAGCUAUGCCAAAGAGCUGGGCAAUGAGGAUACCAAGUCUGCCCUUCUGCUCACCAUCCUUGGCUUCAUUGAUAUUUUUGCCAGGCCCACGUGCGGCGUUAUUGCCGGACUGAAGUGGGUACGCCCACGCUGUGUCUACUUUUUUAGUUUUGCCAUGAUCUUCAAUGGUACCACUGAUCUUAUAGGCUCCAUGUCAAAGGACUAUGCGUCUCUGGUAGUUUUCUGCAUCUUCUUUGGUAUUUCCUAUGGUAUGGUGGGCGCCUUGCAGUUUGAAGUGCUAAUGGAAAUUGUGGGAACAGAGAAAUUCUCCAGUGCCAUCGGUCUGGUAUUACUGGUAGAAGCCGUUGCUGUGUUAGUGGGGCCACCUGGGGCAGGGCGGCUACUGGAUGCCACCAAGGUCUACAUGUACGUCUUCCUGCUGGCAGGCUGUGAGGUGGUCCUCUCAGCUCUUGUACUGUGCAUCUGCAAUAUCAUCUUCAUCAGGAAGCCCCAGAAACCUGACCCUUCUGCCAAGAUGGAGAUGGCUGUGACAGAAGCUGAGAUGGAGCAGCUCAACAGUGUUCCUCGGGAUGAGCACCAGGAUGGAGAUGAAGGGCAGCCAGAGAAUAUGGAGGUAGGAGAACAAAGUGUCAAGCAAACAAGAGGAAAGCAGGUGGAGGAACCACAAAAGUCCACAGGGGAACCAGACAAAGCCGAGAGCAGCAAAGACGAAGAGGGUGCAAAGGACCCUGCACAGAAGGACUCUAAAGAGGCAACGAAAACAAAUGGAUGUGUGGUGGAACCCGAAUCUUCUCUGUGAUGAUGUUACCAUGAGAAACUGAACAUGCACUGAGGAUGUUCUUGAUUAAGGAAGAAUAUUGCAGUCUUGUGUGUUUAGUACUUUAAUGUUGUAAGCUUUACUGUACUGUGAUGAAACCAUGUUUUAUGGUCCCUUAAUUACCUUACUAUACUCAAUCCCAUCAUAUGUAACACAAUAACAAAAUCUCAUCCUCUUGACCAGUUACAAAAAAGGCUAUAUCCCUAACAACAUAAAUAAGACUAGCUAAUUAAGUAUAUGAAGGAUCACAGGUAAGCAGUUUGAAAAGAAGUUAACCACUUAACAGAUUGUAUGGUAGUAAUUCUCCAUUUUAAAUCCACUAGGUUGAGGAAGCCACGUUUUUAAAUACUCAGUAUGCAGGUACGAGGUUGAUCUGAGGAGAUGUAUGGAGCUACACAGAUUACUUAAAUGUGCAGGAGUGAGAUUAAGAGGAAUUAACUCUGGCACUUUUAGAAAUGGAGCCACGUCUUUGGCCAGUAACCAUUCACAGCAAAAGGGCAUCAGUAUGUCUGUGAACAUAAUGUUUGAUUCUCUGUUGCAUGUAGCAUUGGCUACUGUAUAUUGUGUGUAUUGUACAUUAACCUAACUGUAGAACAUUGUAGUUGAACUAGCCCUGAGUGAGUGCGAGCAUAAAAAUAUAAAUUGUUAUAGUUCAUGUUCUAAAGUUCAACAUUGGUCUUAUGUUAAGUAACUCAAAAUAAAAGGUGUAACUUGUA